Ruditapes philippinarum (Manila clam) is the source of this 1269-nucleotide messenger RNA. RefSeq lists its product as uncharacterized. Gene Ontology annotation, molecular function: calcium ion binding. The record is from RefSeq and is a predicted model, not a curated record. Gene Ontology annotation, cellular component: membrane. The annotation marks the transcript as partial. Lineage: Eukaryota; Metazoa; Mollusca; Bivalvia; Venerida; Veneridae. The transcript is spliced from 7 exons.
AUUGUACAUACCCUUUAAAGUUUUCAACUGAAAUUUAGAACUUAUCAUAACAAACAACAUGUCUUUUAAGAAAAUUUUAUAAUGGGAUUUUUCGUCGGCUUAGUUAUUGUAUUUGUCUGCUUUACAGUUUCCGAUGGCAGUUCAAUCGACAACAACCCAGGAUCUGUCAGUAUACAUGAGAACUAUGAUGGGACACACAACAUGUGGAGCAUCUCGGCCACGUGCUAUGUACGAUACACUACCGCAUACACGUGUUACACCAGACGAUAUUAUAGCUGUGGUUACGAUAACCAGAAUACAUGCUCUUAUUCCGUGUCGAAAACGUGUUAUAGGCAUGAAUACACAAAUGUUGCGUGUAACCAGUUCCAAAUAAGUUCAGACUCUUCAGGAAACUUUCAGAUAAGUGGUAACACCGUUCAAAAGAAGACAUGUACAUCACCUAAUUGUGGUCCAACAUGCAACGCUGACGGAUGUCUUAAUAGUGGUGAAUCUCAUACUGUAGGUGUAACUGCCUCUAGAAGUGGAUACGAAACAGAUGGUGCCGUUUCUGGAUCGUUCACUGUCAACGUAUAUGCUGCCAAUCCGCCAACAUUUUACUACAGUUCGGGGUCGUCAAUUAGUGUAUCCCACGACACGGCUGGUAUAGGAACCGUUAUCAACACAUUGGUUCCGUCCUUUCUUGAUGACAAUAACGAUUAUGAUUACAUACGAUAUCGUCAGAACAGCGGACCGGGGAAUUCAUACAUACACGGGACAUACGAUCUCUUCUAUUUGGACACAUCUACUGGAGAGGUUAAAGUUGGGAAAGAUUUGAAUAUGGAAUUUUCUUACUAUUUCACUUUGAGCUUAUGUGUUUAUGACAGAAGGCACAGGGAAGUAUGCCAUAAUCUCAGCAUUACCUUAUGGGCGUGUUUUCAGACACCUACAUGCUAUGACCAAUCAGAUUACAAUAUAAUUGAUACAUAUGGAACACGCACUGGUCACGGUGGAAGCAGUGACACGAUUUUCAACAUGGACUAUCCACAACCAACGGAACAUUUCCGAGCAUUCAGUUCUGUAUGGCAUGUCCUUACGUGGACUUUUGAUUUGAACGAGCUCCCAGAGGCAGUCAUUAAUCCUGAUACAGGAGAAAUAUUCAUCACUAGAAAUAUCAGCAUAUGGCCAUCUUGGCCAACAAAAGAUUUCAACCAGGUGGUACGGGUGGCCAACUCAGAGUCCUGUUAUUCUACAACGUGCAGUUUUAAAGUUCGGAUUCACUUCACUAAUUGG